This is a messenger RNA of Polyodon spathula (Mississippi paddlefish), 8163 nucleotides long. Its product is annotated as protein scribble homolog. Gene Ontology annotation, biological process: neurotransmitter receptor transport postsynaptic membrane to endosome; neurotransmitter receptor transport, endosome to postsynaptic membrane. Gene Ontology annotation, molecular function: protein binding. Gene Ontology annotation, cellular component: adherens junction; postsynaptic density; postsynaptic membrane. Bases 1073 to 7105 code for a protein of 2010 amino acids. The record is from RefSeq and is a predicted model, not a curated record. The transcript is spliced from 45 exons. NCBI's taxonomy places the organism in Eukaryota, Metazoa, Chordata, Actinopteri, Acipenseriformes, Polyodontidae.
AGCGGGGAGUGAUCUACUGCUGGUCUAAGUGAAGAGAGACACGGGGUGGAACGCAAAGAAACUCCCCGGCAGACAGACAACAAAUACACAUGUCCAGCUUCUUGCUUGUUGAAAUACUAUUUGCUAAAGAAGUGUUAUUAUUUUUUUAAAUCGAUCGAAGUACAGAACUCAGAGCCUGAGCCUUGGGGAACGCGGUCCGGUCUUUGUCUUCAGCAGAACCCGUCAGAUAGAGCGACACUGCCGGGGAAGGGGAGCCCAGCCUCGGCCUGCUAAUGCCAGGAGCAAACCCGAGUAGUUUGGCCUUAAUUUCGCAAAAGACAACUAGUAUUGGGUUGUUAUUUUGAUUACAUAUCUUUUAUCAUUCAACAGAUUCGGCGAUUUUUGUAAUAUAUAUACUUUUCAAUUGGAAGACAAAAACCAAGGACCGGCUGGUUUUCCCCUUUAUUGAGCGUGGCUUGGUACGUCUUGCCCUAAGCACGGUUUCACGCUUGGCUCUCCGGGGAGGCGUAGCAUUUGUUUCUUCUCCUGAAUGGGAAGCGGUGCUUUGGAUUUGAAUCCGUGUUGGAUUGAACACGGCUUUGUCUCAGAUCCUUUAAUUCACCAAAAAAAGAAAAAAUCGAGACAUUUAUCAGAAAGCCACGCAUAUUACAGAAACAUGCAUAUCGUUAAACAUAUUUGUAGAUAAGUUGAUUAUUUUUAAAACAAAAAAGUUUUUUUUUUUUUUUAUUAAGGAUUAUAGAGGUUUCGUCUUAGAAAGUACACUUUAACUGCAUCAUCUUCUGUUUUGCUUUUAACACCGCGCUAGUGUGAAUUUGUGCUGUAUAAAUGCAUCGCAUGCAGUAACUGCAGUAAACUAAGUAUUGAAGCAGUGGAGACACAAAUAAACAGUUUUGUUUCUGUCAGUUCUUUCUAGUCCUUUCUGGAGGACCACUAUCGUUAACUUUUUUUUUUUUUUGUGGCGGGGAACUUGCAGUUGGAUACGGUGUUUUCGGCCUCUAUCCCCCAUUUUUUCGUCCCCCCCGAUGCUGAGUGUCUGAUCAGCCCCGUGUCCCUCUCCAGACGGCGGUCGGAGAUGUUGAAGUGUAUUCCUCUGUGGCGCUGUAACCGCCACGUCGAGUCCGUCGACAAGCGGCACUGCUCCCUGCAGACUGUGCCAGAGGAGAUCUACCGCUACAACAGGAGUCUUGAAGAACUGCUGUUGGAUGCAAACCAGCUGAGGGACCUGCCCAAGCCUUUCUUUCGCCUGCUGAACCUGCGGAAGCUGGGCCUCAGCGACAAUGAGAUCCAGAGACUCCCUCCCGAGGUGGCAAACUUCAUGCAGCUGGUCGAGCUGGACAUCUCCAGGAAUGACAUUCCAGAGAUCCCAGAGAGCAUUAAAUUCUGUAAAUCGUUAGAAAUCGCUGACUUCAGUGGAAACCCCAUUUCAAGGCUGCCAGAUGGGUUCACACAGCUCCGCAGCCUCGCACACCUCGCCCUCAACGAUGUAUCCCUGCAAGCACUGCCCAGCGACAUCGGCAAUUUGGCAAACCUUGUAACACUGGAACUCCGAGAAAACCUGCUGAAAUCCCUGCCUGCGUCGCUGUCAUUCCUAGUGAAGCUGGAACAGUUGGACCUUGGCAGCAAUGAACUGGACAUUUUGCCGGACACUUUGGGAGCGCUGCCAAACCUGCGGGAGCUGUGGCUGGACAGGAACCAGCUAUAUUCACUGCCACUGGAGCUGGGUAACCUGCGCCGGCUGGUGUGUCUGGACGUGUCGGAGAACAAGCUGGAUCAGCUACCCAAGGAGCUGAGCGGCCUGGUGGCACUGACAGACCUGCUGCUGUCCCAGAACCUGCUUGAAACCAUCCCAGACGGCAUUGGGUGCCUGAAACAGCUCUCCAUCCUGAAGGUGGAUCAGAACCGACUGACCCACCUGACACACUCGAUAGGGGAGUGUGAGAACCUGACUGAGCUCAUGUUGACUGAGAACCUCCUCACGAUGCUGCCACGGUCUAUAGGGAAGCUGAAGAAGCUGACGAACUUGAAUGUCGACCGGAACCGGCUGACCUCCCUGCCCCUGGAGCUGGGUGGCUGCUCCAGUUUGAACGUGCUCUCCCUGCGAGACAACCAGGUCACCAAGCUGCCGGCCGAGCUGGCAAACGCCACAGAGCUGCACGUGCUGGACGUGGCUGGGAACAGGCUUCUGAACCUACCAUUUGCCCUGACCAACCUCAACCUGAAGGCCAUGUGGCUGGCAGAGAACCAGUCCCAGCCCAUGCUCAAGUUCCAGACAGAAGAUGACGAGAAGACUGGGGAGAAGGUGCUGACCUGCUACCUCCUGCCACAGCAGCCCUCACCCAGCCUUGAGAACCUCCUGCAGAACAGUGUUGAUGACAGCUGGAUGGACACCAACCUGAACCGUGUCAGUGUGAUCCAGUUCCAAGAGGAGGCCAAGACUGAGGAGGAGGACAAGGAGGCAGCGGCCGAGAGAAGGGGGCUGCAGCGGCGAGCGACUCCCCACCCCAGUGAGUUGAAGGUAAUGAAGAAGGUGAUUGAGGACCGCAGGAACGAAGCCUACACCGCAAACCCAGAUGAGGGACUCGAGUCUCCAGACAAUGAGGAGAAGAGGCUGAGCACACUUUCCAAUCAGAGCCAUGACUCCCAGGCCUCCAACAGCACAGCGUCGGCUGGGUCUGAGAGCUAUGAGUCUGUAGAACACGAGAGGCGGGGCCACGUCAUUGCCAUGGCAACAGAUGGGGCAGAGCGGGUAGAUGAGGAGGAGGAGGGGCUUGAUGAUGAGAUGGAGGUCGAGUACAUUGAGCCAACAGUGCACUUUGCUGAGGAGCCCAUUAUCCGUGGAGCAGAGGAGGAUGAAGAUGAGGAAGAUGAGGAUGGGGAGGAGGAGCGUCCGUCCCUCCCCAUGGAGAAGCAGCGGCUCAUCCGCAAGGACACACCUCACUACAAGAAGCACUUCAAGAUCACCAAGCUGCCCAAGCCUGAGACCGUGGCAGCGCUGCUUCAAGGGCUGAGUGUGGAAGGGGUGGACCAGCAUGAGUUCCAGGCUUCACAGCACGACACCCAGGAGGAGGGGCAGGAGGGGGAGCAAGAGGAGGAGGUGGAGGAGGGGGUGGAAGUGGAGGGCAGACUGAGCGAUAGGACCAAUGCAGCACUGCAGCCAUUCAAGGGGGUGUCGUUUGAUCAAGUCAAUAAUCUGCUGAUUGAGCCUGCUCGAAUUGAGGAGGAAGAGCUGACACUAACGAUACUCCGUCAGACUGGGGGUUUAGGGAUCAGUAUUGCUGGGGGUAAAGGCUCCACACCCUACAAGGGAGAUGAUGAGGGUAUCUUUAUCUCAAGAGUAUCUGAGGAAGGUCCGGCUGCACGUUCAGGAGUAAAAGUGGGAGAUAAAUUAUUAGAGGUGAAUGGCGUGGACCUGCACGGUGCGGAGCACCACAUGGCAGUGGAGGCUCUGCGCAGCUCUGGCAUGGAGGUGUCCAUGUCAGUGCUGCGAGAGCGCAUGGUGGAGCCAGAGAACGCCAUCACCACCACGCCUCUGCGGCCCGAGGAUGACUACUUCCCCCGCGAACGCCGCAGCGGCCUACCUUUCCCCAGCGACGAGGAGCCUGAGCGCGGGUUGCAGGAGCGCCUCUCCACCUGCCUCAUCCGUAACGACAAGGGGUUGGGCUUCAGCAUUGCAGGGGGCAAGGGGUCCACUCCAUACCGCACUGGAGACACGGCCAUCUUCAUCUCCCGGAUUGCGGAGGGGGGUUCUGCUCAUCGAGACGGGAUUCUUCAUGUUGGAGACAGGGUUAUUUCUAUCAAUGGUGUAGACAUGACAGAAGCCAGGCAUGAUCAGGCAGUAGCUCUUCUUACCGGCACAUCCCCCACCAUCACCCUGGUUGUCGAGCGGGAUGUCUCAGAGGGUGUCGCAGCAGUAGGGGGUUCCCCUGCCCUGCAGCGGGUACGCCCCCACUCCCCGCCGCCUCCCACCCCCUCAGAGAACAACUGCCAGGAGGAAGCAAGUGAAGACUCUCCGCAAGACAACCCGCUGAACAGCAGAGCCCUGGAGGAUGAGUACCCUAUCGAGGAAGUCUAUCUGGUGAAGGCGGGCGGCCCUCUAGGACUGAGCAUUGUGGGAGGCAGCGAUCAUGCCAGCCAUCCCUUUGGAAUCAGUGAGCCAGGUGUAUUCAUCUCAAAGGUGAUCUCCCAGGGUCUGGCUGCUCAGAAUGGGCUGCAGGUGGGCGACAGGAUCCUAGAGGUGAAUGACAUCGACCUGCGACACGCCACGCACCAGGAGGCCGUCAGGGCACUGCUCUCAAACAAGCAAGAGAUCCGUAUGCUGGUCCGCAGGGACCCUCCCCCGCCAGGAAUGCAGGACAUUUUAAUUGAGAAGCUUCCGGGGGAGAAGCUGGGGAUCAGUAUCCGAGGCGGAGCCAAGGGCCACACUGGGAACCCCUUUGACCCUUCUGAUGAGGGCAUCUUCAUCUCUAAGAUGAGCUUGAGUGGUGCGGCAGCCCGGGACGGCAGGGUCAAAGUGGGGAUGCGCAUCUUGGAGGUGAAUAACCACAGCCUGCUGGGAAUGACUCACACUGAGGCAGUGCGUGUCCUGCGUAGUAUCGGAGACACGCUGGCCAUGCUGGUGUGCGACGGCUUCGACCCUAAAGACGCUGGCAGUGUUGAGGCAUCCCCUGGUGUCAUCACUAACCCCUUUGCCACUGGCAUUGGUCGGAAGAACAGCAUGGAAAGUAUCUCCUCCAUCGACAGGGAUCUCAGCCCAGAGGAAAUGGAGACCAUACAGAAGGAAAUGGAGAUGGUGCGGGAGUCUACACAGUGGGAGAAAGAGGAGUUGGAGAAAGUGGAGCAAAUGCGCAGGGAGCGUGAGGAGGCCAACCGCCUGCUGGAGGAGGAGGCUGAGAGUUUCAGCACAGGGCCUCUAAAAUUGGACUACAAGACUCUUGCAGCCCUUCCCAACGCCAGUGUACAGAAAGUCAGCAGGCUUUAUCCUUGUGGUACGCAUUCUAUAACAAUGGAGGCACCCAAGCCGGCCAACAACUCUGCUCUAGACCUGCUCAUGUUUAGAAAUGGGGAGCUUGCUGGUCAGGGGCAGGGGGACUGUCCGAGGAGUCUGUUUCAAACUGAGCCUCAAACCCUGAAUCCAGCCGCCCUGCCAGUCCAGAGUAACCCAGAGCCUCAGGUCACGUUUGCCACUAAAAAGACUGUGGAAGUUUCCCACAAUCCCCUGCAGUCCCCCAGAGAGAAACAGGAAGUCCCUCCUCAAGAGGAGGAAGAGGAAGAAAGCCUGGUGGACUCGCAGCCCAUUUCCUUCAGCAAUAACCCCUUUCUCAUAGCCAAUCAGAAGGGGAAAGGCAAGCCCACUGAAGCUCAGAUUCUUUCGGGACCGCCAGUCGGCUAUGGAAAGCAGGGCCUGUUGCAGACCAGCCUGUACUUAAAGGGUUCCUCCUCCGAGCCUAUUGGAGUGAACAGCACCAGUUGGGAAGCUCCCUGCUACCCCACCUCGCAGCCAUCAUCUAAUAAUUUCCUCUUCACCACAAGUCCCAAGGAAGGAUCAACCAAACCAGGCAUUAUCCACCCUAGGGUGCGUCAGAAUACGCCUCCAGCCAAUCAGAAUGGCAGAAACAGCCCCAACCCUUUCCAGCAUGGUCCUGCCCCUUCCGAGACACUCUGUUCUGAAGUCUUUAUCCAGAGGAAUACUGUCCAGUCCAAGCCUUCAUCUGAGCAGGACCUGGAGAACAAUGUUUUUGCCAGUGACAGUGAUGUGGAGCUGGGAGGUGACCCUCCAUGUGGCAUAGUUGGUCAGCCCUUUGCCAUCCGUAACCUCUCAACAGACGUGCUCAGCCCUCUAGGCGAGUGGACCCUGCGUAGGGAGUACCUGAGCUUGUCCGCAGUGCCCCUCGUCACCAGGCCCUCACUAGACCUUGAGAUUGCGUCCUCAUCACCCAGUGGGCUGGACAGUCCAGAGCAGCGCUCGUUCAGAGACCGGCAGAAGUACUUUGAGAUCGAUGUGAAGCAACACCUACCUGACAGCAAGCCAAAACCUCGUGUCUCACUGGUUGCUGAGGAUGACCUCAAGAAGAUGAGGGAGGAGGAAGUCAGGAGGAUUGAGCAGCAGGCACAGGAGCUGCUAGUGGAUGAGGAGGAAGAGGAAGAGGAGGACCUUGACAAGCAGAUGGCGGAGAUGAAGGCCCAUGGCAAAGUGGUUAUUGAGGGAGUGGAGUACAAGAUAGAGAGGGUGGACAACAGAAGCACCAACUCCCCCAGCGCAGGUGAGCCCCUGGUGCAUGGGAAAGGAGAAUCCCAGAGGAACUCCCUAGAAGAUGGUUUCAGACCCGAACAGAGACCAAACUCCAUGACUGGACUGAGCCCGGUGUACCCAGGGGAGUCAGGAGCCCCAAUCAGGACUGCCAAGGCAGAGCGGCGGUACCAGGAGCGAAUGCGCAUGCAGAGCCCAGAAGUGCACAAUGCCCAGGACAAGGACCUCUCCCCAGCUGAGAAGAGAGCUCUGGAGGCAGAGAAACGGGCCAUGUGGAGAGCAGCCAGACCCAGAGGGCUGGAGGAUGAUAUUAAACAGUACGAGCAGGAUCUGGCUAAAAAGCUGUACCAGUCAAGACAGAGGGCAUCUCAGGCCCACAGCAAGAGCCCUGACCCAGCGGCCAGCGAACACAGGAUGAAGUCCCUGGAGCAGGAUGCUCUGAAGGCUCAGAUGGUAAUCGCCAAGUCCAAGGAGGGGAAGAAGAGGAGUCCACUGGACCAACUGGCAGAGUCCCCCUCACCGGCCCCCACGCCCUCCCCCACACCGCUUGAAGAUUACAGCCACAGAAGUGUGAUGUCACCAGGUAGAUUGUCCCAGACAGAAAAGAAGUUUGACUACCGACAGUUUGCAGCUAUUCCUUCUUCCAAACCUGUAUACGACAUCCAGUCCCCUGACCUGACAGAUGGCAUACAGUUCUUGGAUGACACUACCAACAAUGCGGAGCCCCGUGGGGAGAAGGAGGCUGAAGGCCAUGUCUCCCUACCCACCACCUCAGCACUGGAAGAAAUGGCUCUUUACAGCAACAAGCGCAAACUACGGCACGGUCGUCGGAGCCUGGAGACAGCUGUCCCCACGUAGUGGAGCUCCAGAGCUCUGUAACCACCCACCCCCACCCCCCACCCCCCCCUUCCCCACCACACACACACACAACAAACAAACACACACACACCAGACAUACACACACACAUCAUUCAUACACAGUGCCCACUCUCUGCAGGGAGGGGUGGAGGUGUGGUGGCCUGUCAUGAACACGUGGACCUUGGGCCAUAGACUUUAAUAACUAGAGGGUGUGGGGGCUAGCUUUUAUAUACCAGACUACAAAACAACUUUUCAGUUUGCGUUUUAGAAGCUGAAUUGUUUUACUCAGAACUAAUAUUUUUUUGUUCAGUUUUUUGUUUAACUACUGUUUUUUUUUUUUUCAAUCACUUGUGGAAGAAAGUAAUUGCUAUGUACAUUUUUUUAAUUAUUUUUAUUUUGCUCUGUUGAUUUGGUUGUAAUUGCUGGGGUUGGGAGUUGGGUGUGAAGCUUUCUGGGUUAGUGAGUGUAAAUAUGAGUGUGGCUCAGACUACCUAUAGCGAUAAGAGGAGUGUUAUUCUUCUGCUACCUUCACUGGUUUGCACCUUGCUGUGUUAACCUUUUGAGUUUUCUUUAAAAAUGUACUAUUGUCUGACGUUGUUGUAUUUUUUGGUUUUUACUUGAAAACUGCCUCAUUUCUUUUAAUGCAAUUUAUUAUUAGAUAACGUGUUUUAGAUUUAAAAUUGUACAACUGUUCAGAAUUGUAGGUACACAGUACAGUAAGGGCAAUAAACCAAUCAUUAAUAUUAGUAGAAUUCAGAUUGUUUUAGAUUAUUGAUAGAGAUGGCAUUCAAAUCAAGAACUGCCACUGUGUGUUUAAAUUCCACUAGAUGCUGUUCAUCAAAAGAAUGUCCAAGACUAAGCUGGUGUACUACAACUAGCUGCUGUUAACAAAUGAACGUUGUAAUAAACACAUUGGAAUACAUGCCAUGCUCAUGAUAGUCCAAGCAAUAAGGGGGGAAAAAGAACUAUUUGACCUAGGUAAUACAAAUCAAUGUGUUCAGAAAGUCUUUAGGUGCAUCCCUCAAUCCUGUGGGUUUUUUUUUUUUUUUUUUUUUUUU